This is a messenger RNA of Scophthalmus maximus (turbot), 3612 nucleotides long. RefSeq names its product Copper-only SOD repeat protein (gene cusr). Gene Ontology annotation, biological process: superoxide metabolic process. The record is from RefSeq and is a predicted model, not a curated record. The coding region runs from base 213 to 3155 and encodes 980 amino acids. Lineage: Eukaryota; Metazoa; Chordata; Actinopteri; Pleuronectiformes; Scophthalmidae. The transcript is spliced from 10 exons. Gene Ontology annotation, molecular function: metal ion binding.
GAAAACCGCACAUAACACGUUGGAGGACACACACACACACACACACACACAAUCAUUUUGCUGUCAUUGAACUUCUCAUUGAAACUCUGUUCUGUAACUGGGCUGCUCUUUCCCCUUACCUACGCCACCAGUCAGGAUUUACACGACUGCAGUGAUGUUCUGUUUCUAAUUGCACCUUUUCUUUGCUGUUUUUUUUUACACACAUCUGCAACAUGUACCCUCUGGCAGCUGCCCUGUUCUUUUUUUUACUUGAUUCCAUUUCCUGCAUUCAGUUUCAGGCACCUCUGAACAUGGGAGGAGUCACAGGGCAGGUGCAGUUUGACUCCACCUUCCAGACGGCCACUGUCACAGUGUCUGGUGCUGGAUCCUGUGGUCCAAUCAACUUUUCCCUUAGUGUUUUCCCUGUCAUGUAUGGCCAUUUUGCUCAACCUUGUUUGGAGUCAAAUAUCGGCUCCAGCAUUUUUACCUUCACAGCUGAUUCUGUCUCAAACUCCACCGUUAAUGUGUCAAGUCUUUUUGAACAAAGUCCAAAUCUGGACGACCUCUCAUUGACUUUACAGACAUGUAACGGCACUAAAGUAUGCACGGUUGUAAGUCAAGGACAAACAUUUUUGACUCGUCAGGCCAGAUUCACCGGACCUAUUGCCGGUAAUGUUUACAUCCGCCUCAACAAAGGAGAGACCAACCCCAGGCUUCUUGCAGACCUUGUUACAAUUGGUCAGGUCAAUGCCUCACAAACCAAUAUCACUCUCUUAGGAUCUACAAGCACCGCUGCAAGCUGUGAUGUUCUACUUGGAAGCUUAGAUGCCUCAACUUUGACCAAUUUGGGUGUGGUGAAGGUCGGAACCCCUUUGCAACCAGAAAAGACCCGUCUAGACAAGACUGGCCUCAGCAACAGCCCUGGCUUUCUUCUCUUCCACAUGGGGUCAAGUUACAAGUGUGCUCAGGUUUACAAUGUGCCAGGGAAACAGGUGACUGCUGUUGUGAAUAUGAGAGGGAUCAAAGGAUACUUGAGCUUCCGUCAGGCUUCCUGUUUUGAUGUGACAGAGUUGAGGGUGAACCUGACUAACUUACAGAACAAAGUUGGCCCUUACCAUGUGCACCUUUUUCCUCUCCCUUCGGUCAGGUCUCCUCCACCAAGCCAGUGUUCAAAUGAUAAUGUGGGUGGCCACUGGAACCCAUUUGAAAUCAACACUAAAGACCCAACAUACCCAAAAGUUCCUGGUUCAACACACGAUAAGUAUGAGACUGGUGAUCUAAGCGCCAAACAUAUGUCCCUUGCAGGUAAAAACAAAGUUGAUAUGGUGUUCGUCGACUUCAACCUCCCUCUGUUUGGACAGAAUAGUAUUGUAGGUCGCUCAGUAGUAAUUCACCAAACAAAUGGUGCCCGGUAUGUUUGCGCCAGCAUCAGCUAUCCUGGCGAAGUGAUCGUUGCCAGAGCCAGAUUUCAGAGCCCUGUUAUUGGUGAGAUCUGGUUCACCCAACUGGAGAACAACCCUCUGUCUGAUGUAUCCAUUUUCAUGGAUCUGUCGUAUGGAAAUCCAACAGUGACACCAAGCAGACACCACAUGUGGCAUGUUCACACCUACCCUAUUAGCUCAGAGAGGGAUGAUGAUGGAAGAUGCUGCAGCUCAACAAAUGGACACUGGAACCCCUUUAACAUCAACACAGGGGACAGCAGCUAUGCCCUCCACUGUACCCCAUCCAGUCCCUUAUCUUGUGAGGUGGCAGAUCUCUCCAGCAAACACAGCCCCAUCAACCUCAGCCCGGGAGUAGGCGGAGUGGAGUCAAAAAACUUCUUCACUGAUGUGACUUCCUGGUUGCCUGGGUCUGGUGUUAUUGGUCGUUCUGUGGUCAUCCAUCAAGCGGAAGGAGGAGGACCAAGGAUUGCUUGUGCCAAUAUUACAAAGGUGCGGAUCCAAAAAGCUAGCUUGGGUAACUGGUUUGGCCCUGGAAUGUCCAGUGGCCAAAUACGGUUCUCCCAAGCUAUCCCACAAGGCCCAACAACUAUAAAUGUAUCCCUAAUGAACCUGAACUUCUUCGCUGGGGGAUACCAUGUUCACAUACUCCCAAUCAAACCUGGCAGUGUAGAGCCCUGCUCCGAUGCAAACAUCAUGGGCCACUUCAACCCAUUAGCCUGGAACGUAUCAAACUCUCCGAAACCGGGAACUGGUACUGUGGAUCAGUAUGAGGAUGGAGACAUCAGUGGGAAGUUUGGGAUGCUAAAUGGCCUCAGCCAGUCUGAGGCAAUAUACAUGGACCCUGAUAUGCAAUUAACUGGACCCAACAGCAUAGUGGGAAGGUCACUGGUGGUUCACUAUGCCAAUGGAUCAAGAAUGAGGUGUGCUGACAUCUCAUCUGAAAGAGAUACAGAAGGACAAUGGACUAUUGCCAAGGCUGUUUUCAACAGUAAAGUGACUGGGACAGUUCAACUGCGCCAGCAGAUGUUUCUUGAUGGGAGUAGCAGUGAUAUCAUACUGGAGGUGACCCUUCAAUCAUCAACAAGACAAGAGACAAGUGAAGCAUCCUUGUUUAUCACAAACAGCCGUACGGGCAGCCAGUGCAACGAUGUGGGGGACACGUACAAUCCCUUCAACAUGACAUCAGCGGACUCCAGAUGUUCAUUAGCAAACCCUCUGAGCUGCAUGGUGGGGGAGAUAUCUGCUCGGCAAGGCCCCGUCAGGCUGACCGGGAGUCAGCUCUACACUGACAGGAUCAUCCAGCUCUCCGGAGACCACACAGUGGUCCACAGAUCUCUAGUGCUGAAGAGCAGAGACAGCAUCAUCGCAUGCACCGACAUUCUCCCAGAAUCCCCUGCAGCAGAGCAGACCUUUCCCAAUGUGGCUGACUUCAGCCGAUAUGACUUCCGCAGGAAAGUUGCAAAUGCCCUGCAGUUGGAAAUAGCGAGAGUCACUAUCCUGCCCUGGUCUCCCAUCUCUGCAGCCGGAGGACGGUGCCAGCAAGUCAACUUCAUGGUUUCUGGGGAUGUCAGCACAGAACUUCUGCAGUCUGUCAAAACCAGUGAGAAGAUGGGCAUUUACAAAGAAUCUGAUUCAUGUGCAAGAAGUGCAGUUGUGCCACUGGUGCCAGGAAGUUUUCUUCUCGGCUUGAUGUUUGCUGCCGGGUGCCUGCUUCCAUCUACAGCUUAUUUAUAGCUCAGAGAUUCAGCUGUGUCAUGCACCAUCAGCGGGGAAUUGUGAAUAUGUUAAUUAAGUGUAGCCCAUCAGGUGGUGUUAUGGUCAACUUUUUUAAAUAUCACAUAAACAACAACAAUGUCUCUUUGUACAACUAUUGUUAUCCAAUAAAGAUCUUGCCAUUUUAUCUUUAUUUUGCAAUAACCAUUUAAGGCAAUGGCUUGUUCAUUAAUUGUCCACUAUAACCUUUAUAGACAUAUUUUAUUAAUUUGGGCUGGGUGUUAAUACGGUACAUUUUAAGAUGCUCAGACUUUUUUUCUGUAUGUAUGCACUAUUCAUAAAUCAGUAAGUUGUAAAUAUAUGUAAAAUUCUCAAUAAAACAUGAUAAUGUUUGUAUGCCUUGUGCCAACAAUCACUGUACUUUUUGAAGUGCUUAAAAUCUGUAAACAUCACGUGAUUAAAUGUGUCUACACGGUUA